AGUCUUGACAGACAUUACCCGCAGAUGCUGGUCACACAUUUGUUUGUUGUCAGAAAUAUAUCAGUUUAUUAGACGAUUCAAUUUGAUAUCAGUCAAAAUCAGACAUACCAUUGUUGUCUGAAUGUGAUACAAGGAAAAUCACUCGAAUGCGAUCAUCGCAACAAAAGAAAAACGCGUUCUUCGGUUACGUCACUAGGCCAUUUUGUAUUUGGUGAAAUCUUUGUUCGUGAACAGAGAAAAGUUGUAAGGUUUUUCGUAAACCUCGUGUUCUUUUUAGAGUGUUAUUAAAAAAUUAUCAAAAUUCCGGUGCCCACGAGAAACAGGGAUCCCGGCCACUACGGUAGCGGUGAUAUGAACAACAAGAGGAAAAAUCGAGGGGGCCCUGUCAGGACCCAGAGACCUUCAAGGUCAGUGGUAUCCGAUGGAGUAUACAACAAUGCUCAUUUUAUGCAUGCUUCUACUGGACAAAUUGGUAAUGUAGUUCGAAUCACUACAGCUUCUGGAGUCGUAUGGGAAGGUGUAUUUAAAACAUUCUCAAGUAGGUUUGACGUAGUAUUAGAGGUGGCAGCCAAAGUAGAAAACCCAGAUAGUCCUAACUCCCAGAUCAAUGUUGAUACCUACGUGGACAAGCUCAUAUUUAAGGCGUGUGAUAUUUUGACGAUGGUAGCCCAGGAUGUAGAUCUAGAAUACCCAAUUAGAGAUACUUUCCAAACGGAUACUGCCAUUUCCGCUAGACUUAACGGUAGUACUAAGUUAGAAGAGCGAGAGCUGGAACCAUGGGAUUCUUCAGGAAUGAAUGGUACAGACAUACAGCUAGAACUUGACCAAGCCAACGGCUGGGACGCUAAUGACAUGUUUAGAAAAAACGAACAAGAUUAUGGAGUUCAGAGUACCUUCGACCAGUCUUUAAGGGGGUACACGGUGCCUCUCCAAACAAGCGACAGCGCCGAUUACAAAGAAGCAGAAGCGAAAGCUAACAUGAUAGCGAGCGAAAUUGAAAAUCAGCCUCAGCAUAAAGCUAGGUUAGAAUUAGAAAACGGCGAUGAAGAGGCAGCUUUCGCCGCUGUUGUCAGGCCACACCAGGAUUCUAGUACCAACGGUAAAUAUAUUCCUCCAGCUAAACGGAAGAAUCAGAACAAUGGCAAAUUAGUAAGAAGUACUCCGCCUCCAAGCCAGAGUAACAGCAAUCAGAAUACUCCAUCACCGAAAGAAACUAGACCACCCAUGACUUAUCCCACUCUAGCAUCCCCGCAUCAAACGAAUGUACAUGUGCAACAAGUGCUCCCUCAACAUCAGCCACCACCCCAUAUGCACAAUGCUACAGUUCAUUCGCCGCCUAUGAAUAUGCAACCACAUGUAAUACCACCUCCAAACCAUUCGCGUCCUCAUUCUCAUACACCUCCUCAUCAAUUCCAACCUCCUGUGCAAUCUAGACCGCCGCCACCUCAACCCAUUCCUCAGCAGCCACCUCAUCAACCUAAGGCCCAAAUGAACGGUGAAGCCAAAGUGCCGCCACCACGUCAACAGAGGGUAUACCAAAGCCAGCAAUAUCCACCUCCAGAAAUGAAACCAGAUAUACCAGCUCCACAUCAACCUAGACACAGGGAAGAUACAAUGAAAGACUUGCACCAGUUUUCGCAAGACUUUAAAUUGGCACCAAUGCCAACUGAACAACCUCCACCACAGAUGCAACCACCUCCGCCAGUGGUUGAGCAAGUGGUUCAACCUGUUCAACAAAUUCUUCCCAAUAAACCCCCGCAACAGCCAUCACCACCACAACCUCAGCAGUCCAUUAGUCCACAACAGGAAAAUUUGGACAAAGUUACAAAUACAUUAAAGAAGUCAACAUUGAAUCCUAACGCAAAAGAAUUUGUUUUGAAUCCUUCUGCUAAACCAUUUCAACCAAGGUCUCCAAGCACUCCAUCAGCUAGCAGGCCUCAUACUCCACAGACCCCAAGUCAUAGCCCGUACAUCCCAGCCACAGUUGGCGGGCCCGCUGUGCAGCCACCUAUGCAGGUUAUGAUGCCGUUGCACUACGUCAUGACCAGCCAGCCGCAGUAUCAACCGCCACCACAAGGCAAUAAAAUUAGACGUUUACCAAUGAGGACGGACAUGGCGUCGCAGAUGCAAGUAGCCGCAGCCACUGGACAACCGCUCUUAGCUCCGGCCCCCAUUCAACCCUUCAUUUAUCCACCGGCAAUGAACCAGGCUUAUCAGCCGAUGCAUAUGGUUAGAACUUACGAAACGUCUCCCCAAAUCCAGUAUAUUCCUCCAAAUCCACAUCCCUCUCAAACUCCUUCGCCUGCCCAACCGCCUCAGUAUAAUCCUGCGCAGGGUCCUCAGGCGCCACCUCAACAGUGUCAGGCAGCACCUCCUCCACCACAGAGUCAUCACCAGUUCCCUCUAAUGUAUCAUCCGAUUAUUCCCGCGCAGCCGCACAUGAUGCAGAGUAUGCAGUACUUGCCGCAAGCUCCGCCACCUCCUCAACCCCCGAUGCAGGUUUUGAUGCACCAACAUCCCGGCCAAGGCAACCCCCAUGGACCCAACCCUUAGCGCUAGCGGUGGUUGUUGUGUUAGGAGAAUUUAUAAUUAUUAGUGUAGACGCCGACUUCGUGCAAGUGUGUAACAUUCUGUAUCCUAAAUAUGUUAUCAAAACCUUACGUUAUUUUAAACUGUUGAAGGAAGUAUGUCGCGUCACGUAUUGGAGGUUUUCUUGGUUGAGUCAACUAAGGAUGGUAAAGAAUACUUUUUAUUUAAAAUUUGGAGAGAAAAAUUGUUUGAUGAUAGGGUUAUUUAUCGACGAUUAUUUUUUGGUUACUGUGUAACUGCAGGAAAACUUGAAAACAGAUUAUAAUAAAAGGAACCUUUUCAAGUAUAAUCUGAACAUUACAAUUUUCUAAUUCAACAAGUUAAGAUGGAUAUGAAAGUGAAGGGAGGUGAGUGUAAAAAGAGAAUUAUAGAAGAUGCUGUAAGUGAAAAGUGAUCUGUAGAAAUGGGUUAUAUAUUUUUAAAAAAUAUACUACAUUUAUAGAUAUGUAAAGCAUCUACACAUAAGCAACGG
Molecule: messenger RNA, 3061 nt
Organism: Diabrotica balteata
Lineage: Eukaryota; Metazoa; Arthropoda; Insecta; Coleoptera; Chrysomelidae
Source: the annotation of a GenBank genome assembly